Molecule: messenger RNA, 1702 nt
Organism: Sphaeramia orbicularis (orbiculate cardinalfish)
Lineage: Eukaryota; Metazoa; Chordata; Actinopteri; Kurtiformes; Apogonidae
Product: prostatic spermine-binding protein-like
Exons: 3
Coding region: 111-575 (154 amino acids)
Source: RefSeq, a predicted model, not a curated record
UUCUUCAGCAGCCGACAGACUGAAGGUGUGGCCGAAGAAACCAGAACACCUGCACUCUCACCUCCACCUGCCGCCCAACACAAGGCAGACUUACACACAGACCAGCUGACAUGGAUAAAAUUGCAGGAUACAUUGGUGAAAAAAUAGGUGAUGCUGUGGAGGAUGCAGUGAAGAGCGCUCUGGGCGUUGGUGACAAAGACAAAGACAAAGAUGACAAGAAAGGAGGAGGAGGAGGGAUCCUGUCAUUAUUUGGAGGAAACAAGAGGGAUGAUGACGACGACGACAAGGAAGGACCCUUCUCAUUUGGAAAUGACAAGAAAAAAGACAAAGACAGCGGAGGAUUCUUUUCCAGCCUGUUGAAGAAAGAUGACGACGACGAUGAUGAUGAAGGGAAACCAAAGAAGUCCGGCUUCGCAGGUCUCUUCUCUGAACAGGAAGGAGGGAGCGCUGUUGGAGGGGGUGGGCCCCAGAGAGACGAUAGUGGAGCAGGGGGUGGGAAAGCAGUUGGAGUUAACGACGGAGAUCUGCUUGAUGAUCUGAUGGCAGUAGCUGAUGAAACCUCCUCUGACAAGUGAUACAACACAAACAAGGACCUUCACCUCUGACAGAAACUGACUCUGCUACAACUCCCCUCAGCUCCACCUUUCAUCUGAUGUCUGUUUUCCAACAAACCAGACCAGCCUGUCUUUUCUUUUUUCCAUGUUCAUAGAUUCAGUGUUUGAUCUUAUAAAUGCCUGUUGCCAAAGCUCCACAAAUACAGUUGUGCUCAUGAGUUUACAUACCCUGACUGAAUGUGCAUGGGACGGUCUGGAAUGUUCCAACAUGACAAUGACCCAAAACACAAGGCCAAGUCCACCUGUCAUUGGCCACAGCAGAAAAAAAGGGAAGGUGAAGGAGUGGCCAUCUCAGUCUCCUGACCUCCAUAUCAUUGAGCCAUUUUGAGAAGGUGCCAAACAUGCAGUUCAUGCAAGAAAACCCAAAAUCUGAAAAGAACUGAAGGAGUUUUGCCAAGAAGAAUGGGCAGCUUUAGCAUCUGAGAAAAUAAAGAGCCUCGUCCACAACGACAACAAAAGACCUCAAGCUGUCAUAAAUGUUAAAGGGGCCGAUACAGAGUAGGAAGAACUUUUGGGCAAGGUCAUUUAGAUAGUUUCUUUUGUUAGUAUGUUUUAAAAAGAGCAAACACAUUUGUUCGAUGAUGAACAGCUUCAUCCAACCACUAGCCACGUGUCAAAGAAAAGUUUUUUUUAUUAUGAUUCAUAUUCUCUGAAAAAUGGCCAAAGAAUCACAAAUUCUGCUAGGGUAAGGGGUAGGGUAGGGUAAACUUAGGAGCACAACUGUAGAUGUAAAAUGAAAAACUGAGAAAACACAUUAAAAUACUGUUCAAUAAAAAAAAUAAAUAAACCAGAAUAUUAUUUGCAGAUGAUGGCAUGUAUUAUUGAAACGACACACACAUUUUGCUUUUAAAAUAUCAGUCUUAGUGAGAAAUAGGACUUUGAUGAUAGUAGGAUAAUGAUAUUUUGGCAGCAAAUUUAGUCUUAAUACUUGUGUAAAUAUCUUCUAUGAUCACAUUUUUAUCCCAAAUACUGGGGUUCUUUCUAUAUUUUCAAUCUACAAAAAAAACAAAAAAACAAAACAAAAAAAAAACCCUGGGGAGGAAAUGCAGAAAUUUUGAAAAAGGGUCUCUGCAAUGAAGUGCAAAGAC